AUGAAGCUCUUUUGGCUGUCUACGCAGAAAUCUCGCAUCCAGGUGUGGCUUUACGAGCAGGUAAACACGCGGAUCGAGGGUCGCAUCAUGGGCUUCGAUGAGUACAUGAACCUGGUGCUAGACGAUGCGGAGGAGCUGGAUGUGAAGAACCUUAAACGCACGCCUUUGGGGCGCAUUCUGCUCAAGGGCGACACCAUCACGCUCAUGAUGGCCGUCGACACGACCAACGGAUCAAGCUAG
Molecule: messenger RNA, 240 nt
Organism: Phytophthora infestans T30-4
Lineage: Eukaryota; Oomycota; Peronosporomycetes; Peronosporales; Peronosporaceae
Product: small nuclear ribonucleoprotein E
Exons: 1
Coding region: 1-240 (79 amino acids)
Biological process (GO): spliceosomal snRNP assembly; mRNA splicing, via spliceosome
Cellular component (GO): U4 snRNP; U5 snRNP; U2 snRNP
Molecular function (GO): RNA binding
Source: RefSeq, a predicted model, not a curated record